Messenger RNA from Nicotiana tabacum (common tobacco), 1358 nucleotides. RefSeq names its product putative GDP-L-fucose synthase 2. Gene Ontology annotation, biological process: nucleotide-sugar biosynthetic process. Lineage: Eukaryota; Viridiplantae; Streptophyta; Magnoliopsida; Solanales; Solanaceae. Gene Ontology annotation, molecular function: GDP-L-fucose synthase activity. The record is from RefSeq and is a predicted model, not a curated record.
UCCUCUCGAGCUUAGUCCAUUUCAUUUCACACACACACACACCGAAAUCUGAGUCCACACACAAAAAAUGCCGAUAGACGCAUCCGCCAAGAUCUUCGUCGCCGGCCACCGCGGACUCGUCGGAUCCGCCGUAGUCCGAAAACUCCACCAAUUAGGCUACACAAAUCUCCUCCUCCGCACACAUUCCGAUCUCGACCUCACAAACCAAUCCGCCGUCGAAUCCUUCUUCGCCGCCGAGAAACCUCAAUACGUCAUCCUCGCCGCCGCUAAAGUCGGUGGCAUACACGCAAACAACACAUAUCCAGCAGAUUUCAUCACUGUAAAUCUCCAAAUCCAAACAAACGUCAUCGUUUCGUCAUUCAAUCACAAAGUCCAAAAGCUUCUGUUCCUCGGUUCCUCAUGUAUUUACCCUAAAUUUGCACCUCAGCCAAUUCCCGAAAAUGCCCUUUUAACUGCUCCUUUAGAACCUACAAACGAAUGGUACGCUAUUGCAAAAAUUGCCGGUAUCAAAAUGUGUCAGGCUUAUAGGCUACAACAUAAUUUUGAUGCUAUUUCAGCAAUGCCGACAAAUUUAUACGGUACAAAUGACAAUUUUCACCCUGAGAAUUCACACGUUUUACCUGCAUUAUUACGUAGGUUUCAUGAAGCAAAAAUUAACAACCUAGAUAAGGUUGUUGUGUGGGGGACAGGUUCACCCUUGAGGGAAUUUUUACACGUGGAUGAUUUAGCUGAUGCAGUGAUAUUUUUGUUAGAAAAUUACAGUGAUUUAGAACAUGUGAAUGUUGGGAGUGGGAGUGAAGUUACUAUAAAGGAAUUAGCUGAGUUAGUUAAGGAAGUUGUGGGGUUUAAAGGUGAAUUGAUUUGGGAUUCGACUAAGCCGGAUGGGACACCAAGGAAGCUUAUGGAUACUUCAAAGCUUGUUGGAUUGGGAUGGACACCCAAGAUUUCGCUUCGGGAUGGUCUUGUUGAUACCUAUAAAUGGUAUUUGGAGAAUUAUGGCAAGCAGUAGUUCAGGGAUUAAAUGUGCUUUCCAAUCAUUAUGUGUCACUCUGGUGCUGAAAGAAAACGAAAAAGGCAACCAUGAAGAAUUCUUUACAUGACACCGGAAGCUUCCAGAAAUUUGGCUUGGAUAUGGGGUACAAGCAAUGGUUGUUGAUGAUCUUUCCUAUGAACUAGCUCAUACUUGCUAAUAAUUGUCAAACUUUUAUAGCCUGUCACUUGUAACUUAGCAGCAACUCUAAUUUGAAUGUCACGUGACUUAUUACAAAAUCAUUCUCAUAAAUUAUUGACUAAUUGUGCAAGAAUACAUACUGCACUAAUGUUAAUUCAGAAUAGAGAACUGCAUGCCAUUUUCAGUA